Molecule: messenger RNA, 1765 nt
Organism: Anoplophora glabripennis (Asian longhorned beetle)
Lineage: Eukaryota; Metazoa; Arthropoda; Insecta; Coleoptera; Cerambycidae
Product: DDB1- and CUL4-associated factor 10 homolog
Exons: 6
Coding region: 78-1634 (518 amino acids)
Cellular component (GO): Cul4-RING E3 ubiquitin ligase complex
Molecular function (GO): protein binding
Source: RefSeq, a predicted model, not a curated record
AAAAAUGGUAACAUUUUGUUUAUCAUUAAAGUAGUCCUUUUUUGGUAUAAAUGAAAUGAUAUUUUUAAUUAAAAAAUAUGACUUCGGCAGUUAGCUCUCCAAAAAGAGUAGGAAAAAUUAAUAGUAAACUAAAUUUCCUAGAUGUUAUAGAAAAAAGAACAUUAGGUUUAAAGGUAUAUCAAACUGGAUAUGAUGAUACCAUUGCUUUAAAAUUGUAUAGCAGUUUUCAUCAAUAUGAAGUUAAUAAUACUGUGCAUGACCCCCAUGUUGGAGGAAUUUUCAAUCUGGAGUUUAGUUUGGACGGUAAACUGCUUGUAGCAGCAUGUCAGGGGCAGCAAGUUCUGUUAUUUGAUGCAGCUAAUCAAAAACUUAUUAAUACUGUUGAAAGUGCUCAUCAGAAAUGUGUUAAUUGUGUCAGAUUCCUAAAUGACAGGCAUUUUGCAACAUGCUCUGAUGACACGUCGAUUAAAAUUUGGGAUGUAAGAAGUACUAAGACUUGUAUAAAGACAUUACAUGGGCAUUCAAAUUGGGUGAAGAAUAUAGAAUGGUCCGAAAAGGAUGACGUUAUGGUGACUUCAGCAUUUGACGGUAGCAUUUAUGCGUGGAAUUUGAAAACUCAGACAGAAAACAAUAUGAUGUAUGAUAAAGUGUUCUUGAUGAAUGGCUUAAUGAGGAUGAAAUUGACUGACGAUGGUACAAAAAUGGUGAUUGCAACUACAAAUGGGUAUAUGAUAAUUAUACAUGAUUUGAACUUGAUGUCUUUAGCAACAGACUUAAGGUCUUUUAGACCCAACUUAUAUAGACUGAUGCAGAUAAGCGACCAAUGUUUCCCUGUGGGAACAAUAUAUAAUUAUUUAUUCUCUCCAAAUAGAUCAAGAAAUCGCAUUGAAUUUAUUGAUGAUUUUCCAAAUGAAGCAGAAGUUAUUAGUUCUCUUCAAAUACACCCUCACGGGUGGUGUGCAGUGUCCCGUAACAUAAACGGAGAUGAAAGCGAAGAGUGGACCACUAUACAUGAUAUCCAAGACCGAGACCCCAAGGACUACGAGGACGCUUUUACCUACAUAGAAGAAGAAGAACCUGACGAAUCUGAAGAAGCGGAAGAACCGCUCAAUCAGAGACCUACCGACCUAUGGAUGGGUUAUAUAUCUCUAGACGAAUACAGGAACCAUAGCAGAGACGGUAGUCGCAUGUCUCAGAAUAACUGGGAGAACUUCCAAUUGCCUGCCAUGGGGAUACUGAACAGCGGCCUUAUAGGCCUAAACUCGUCCUACAGCGCUUACUUUCGGCAACAUCCCGAGCAACGGAAUAAAGUGAUCAAGAACCUGCCGAGGAUGACUCACUUUAAAGAGGAAAAGACUGUGGGGAAAGGGUUUAUUAAGGAACUGUGUUUUUCUUCUGAUGGGAGGAUGGUAGCUUCGCCUUACGACAGGGGCGUGAGGUUGUUGGCGUUCAACGAAAAGUGCCAGGAGUUGUCCGUAUGCGUACCCGACCAUCCUCAGGAACUGAGGACUAUAGUCGAGUUGAAUGAUUAUCAUAAGGAUAUAGUGGUUUCGUGUAAGUUUAGUCCAACGCAUUAUCAGCUUGUGAGUGGGUGUUUGGGGAGUGAAAUUAAGUGGUAUCAGCCAGUGGUGUGAUAUUGUUAAUUGCAUAUAUUAUAUUAGUGUUUUCAGUAUUUUUACUGUAACAUGUCUUUUUGACUAAUUUAUUCUGAUGAGGCUGUCGAAAAAUUUUUAUUUGGCAAGUUAUUAAAUUAUGAAUCUCUCAA